GGUAGGGGUGUUCUUUGAUUCACGACAUCCAAUGCGCUCGCUCUCCAACGUAAACCAACGAUGGCCGCAAUAAAUCAAGGCUGUUGCACACUAAAGUCCGGAUGAGGCGCUGUGUUAAAUUUGAAUGUGCUGUUUCAUUCAAGUCUGAUCACUUUCGCUUUUGUUAAAGUGCGAGGGCCAGUCGAGGAGACACAGAAAUCGGCUUUUCUUUACAGGUAAAGUGCUUGGAAGAUGAGCUACGAUCGUGCAAUCACAGUGUUCUCACCUGAUGGCCACUUAUUCCAGGUGGAAUACGCACAGGAGGCGGUCAAAAAAGGUUCAACCGCUGUUGGAGUGCGAGGAAAAAACGUCGUUGUGCUAGGAGUGGAGAAGAAAACUGUCGCCAAGCUCCAAGAUGACAGAACAGUGCGCAAAAUCUGUGCCUUGGAUGACAACGUCUUCAUGGCCUUUGCAGGGUUGACGGCAGAUGCCAGGGUCGUUGUUAACAGGGCUCGGGUGGAGUGUCAGAGUCACAGGCUUACUGUGGAAGACCCUGUGACUGUGGAGUACAUCACACGCUUCAUUUCCUGCAUCAAACAGCGCUACACCCAAAGCAAUGGGCGAAGGCCCUUUGGCAUCUCCUCCCUCAUUGUGGGGUUUGAUUUCGAUGGAACACCCCAUCUGUACCAAACUGACCCUUCAGGAACAUAUCAUGCUUGGAAGGCAAAUGCCAUUGGAAGAUCUGCCAAGACUGUACGUGAGUUUCUAGAGAAGAACUAUAAAGAGGAGCAUAUGGAAUCCGAUACAGACACCAUUAAACUGGCCAUCAGAGCUCUACUUGAGGUUGUCCAGUCAGGUGGAAAGAACAUUGAGCUGGCCAUUAUGAAGCGGGAUGAAACAAUGAAGAUUCUGGUCCAAGAGGAAAUUGAGGAAUAUGUCACGGCUAUUGAAAAGGAAAAGGAGGAAGCAGAGAAACAAAAGAAGAAAACAUAAACACUCUCGGAUUGAAGUCAUGACCAAACAUGCCUCAUCCAUCUUCAAUAUUGCAUCAGGAUUCUCAUUGUUUACAUUAAUUAGCUCAUCGUUUCUCUAUCCAAUGCUGGAGGGACUCCUAAGGAGUGCAUAUUUUUGUUCUGGCACACUUCUUUUGACUAGUCACCAGGCUCUUGUUUGGCUGAAUCAGGUAGGCUAUGGUAGUGCUGGGAGAGACUCGUCUGGUUUCCGAGACUAGUGUUGGGCUAAAACAAAACUACUCCCAUCCUGGGAGUCCCAAUUAAAUGGAUUGAGAAACACUGCUGCCCUAAUCGACCAUAUGAAAACUUAAGACUUUGCCUUAUUCUUGCAAUGAAUAAAUAUCUGUAUUUAAACUACAA
Molecule: messenger RNA, 1352 nt
Organism: Oncorhynchus nerka (sockeye salmon)
Lineage: Eukaryota; Metazoa; Chordata; Actinopteri; Salmoniformes; Salmonidae
Product: proteasome subunit alpha type-7-like
Exons: 7
Coding region: 232-972 (246 amino acids)
Biological process (GO): proteasomal protein catabolic process; ubiquitin-dependent protein catabolic process
Cellular component (GO): nucleus; proteasome core complex, alpha-subunit complex; proteasome core complex
Source: RefSeq, a predicted model, not a curated record